AUGUCGGAAUCAUCAGUUGUGUCUCAACUACCGGACGAGAAGCUCAAGCUGGAGGGCGGUAAUGAUAGUGCGUCACCUUUUGACAGCAGUGUUGUAGUGGAUGCUGCUGCUGAGGAGAGCAUAUCUCUUGUCGACAAUGAAAAUCCUUAUAAUUGGAGUACCAAGAAAAGAUGGUUGAUCACAACAGUGUUUUGUCUGAUGAACUUUGCAGUCUCUAUCGGUGCAUCGAUAUUCACACCCGGAAUAGGCUUUAUUUCAUACUCAUUCGGCGUAUCGACUGUUGUUGCGACUUUAGGUCUGAGUUUCUAUGUACUCGGCUUCUCAAUGGGCCCACUAUUAUUUGCCCCCAUGAGUGAAGUAUACGGCCGCCGCAUAGUCUACAUUCCCACCUGGCUACUCUUCUGCGUUUUCCAAAUCGGCUGCGCCACUGCCCAAAACAUCGAAACUCUUCUCAUAUGCCGCUUCUUUGUCGGAAUGUUUGGGUCACCAUCGUUGACAGUCGCCGGUGGCUCAAUGUCCGACAUAUGGCUUCCAAAUGAACUUGGUCCUCCACUCGGACUCUUCACGAUGACUGCAUUCCUCGGCCCUGUGGCAGGCCCUAUUGUAGGGGGCUUCAUAGUGGAGUACAUUAAAAACUCUGCCCCCUGGCGGUGGAGCUUCUGGGUUCAACUUAUUCUCUCGGGAGUCCUGGCCCCGAAUCUGAUCUGGCUUCCAGAAACAUAUGCCACUACUUUACUAGAAAAGAAAGCCAAAGCACUCGGCCGACCCCUACCAGGCGGGGGCAGAAAAGCACAGAGCAAAGUCUUUAAAGUUGCUAUCUGGCGACCAUUGGAGAUGCUAGUGUUCGAACCUGUAGUUAUUCUUGUAUCGGUCUAUAUCAGCUUUCUCUUCGGAAUCCUAUACCUUUACUUCGGGGCAUACCCUCUUAUCUUUCAAGGCAGCUAUCACUUCACAUCCGGUUAUUCAGGUCUUGCAUUCCUCGGCAUCGGCAUCGGCGUCAUCCUCUCCUUCCCCACCGGCGCACUCUCAAACAUCAUCUACAUCCGCCUCAAGAAAGACCGCCGCACCUACCCCGAAGGCCGGCUCCCCAUGGCGAUAGUAGCAGCCGUUAUAGUACCCGGCAGUAUCUUUUGGUUUGCCUGGAGCGGUGGAAGAAACGACGUGCAUUGGAUUGUGCCUGUACUGUCCGGUGUGCCGUUUGGAUGGAGUAUGGUUGUGCUGUUUAUCAGCCAGAUCAGCUUUUUAGCAGAGGGCUAUCUCGAGUACUCUGCGUCCGUGAUUGCCGCCAAUACGAUAAUGAGGUCGUUGUUCUCGAUGGCGUUUCCACUGUUUGGGCCGACUAUGUAUAGAGCUAUGACACCGGAGUGGGCGGGCAGUUUACUUGGUUUUAUUGCUAUAGCGUUUAUGCCAAUCCCAUGGUUGUUCUUCAAGUACGGAAAGUGGUUGAGGAGGAAUAGUAGAUUUCCGACUAAGCAAGAGCUUGAGGAGAGGGAGAGAGAAAGGGAAGCUGCAGGCUUAGAGGCAUAG
This is a messenger RNA of Morchella importuna, 1527 nucleotides long. RefSeq lists its product as uncharacterized. Gene Ontology annotation, molecular function: spermine transmembrane transporter activity; spermidine transmembrane transporter activity. The coding region runs from base 1 to 1527 and encodes 508 amino acids. Lineage: Eukaryota; Fungi; Ascomycota; Pezizomycetes; Pezizales; Morchellaceae. The transcript has 6 exons. The record is from RefSeq and is a predicted model, not a curated record. Gene Ontology annotation, biological process: spermine transport; spermidine transport; transmembrane transport.